Messenger RNA from Glossina fuscipes, 1887 nucleotides. Its product is annotated as amidophosphoribosyltransferase. Gene Ontology annotation, molecular function: amidophosphoribosyltransferase activity. Gene Ontology annotation, biological process: purine nucleotide biosynthetic process; purine nucleobase biosynthetic process. The transcript has 6 exons. The record is from RefSeq and is a predicted model, not a curated record. Lineage: Eukaryota; Metazoa; Arthropoda; Insecta; Diptera; Glossinidae. Bases 176 to 1780 code for a protein of 534 amino acids.
UAUAGUGUUUAAUAAUUAUAUGAAGUAUAUCAGUUGCAGUGAAUAAGUCUCGACAAUCGCAUCACAGCAAUUUAUUUGCUGGAAUCGAAUUGAAAUUAUAAUUAUAAAUAAACGCAAGAGAAAUAUCUUUUAUUAAAUUAUUAAAAUUUUUCAAUAUUUUUACUUUGAUUACAUUAUGAAUCCUUCAACAACAACAAAGUCAAAAUCUGUUUGCACUGAUCAAUUACAAAGAGAGAAAGUGUUUCCGCAGAAAAAUUACAAACAAAUACAGCCCGAGGGUGAGAAUGUCACUGGCUUAACCUGCGAAUGUGGAGUUUUCGGUGCUAUAGCUUGCGGCGAAUGGCCUACGCAGAUUGAUAUCGGGCAAGUCGUAUGCUUGGGUUUGGUCGCUUUACAGCAUCGAGGUCAGGAGUCCGCAGGCAUUGUCACAAGCACAGGUAAAACUUCGAAAAAUUUCAGCGUCCAUAAGGGUAUGGGUAUGAUUAACAAUCUGUUCAAUGAUGACACGAUGAAGAAAUUAAAAGGAAAUCUGGGUAUUGGACAUAAUCGUUAUUCAACUUCGGCCGCUUCAGAAAUGGUUAAUUGUCAGCCAUUUGUAGUGCAUACUGCUCAUGGUGCUUUAGCUAUAGCGCACAACGGCGAACUGGUAAAUUGUGAGUCGCUAAGGAAAGAGGUUUUAGAACGUGGUGUUGGUUUAUCUACUCAUAGCGACAGUGAAUUGAUCGCUCAAUCAUUGUGUUGCGCGCCAUUAGAUAUAUCUGAGCACGAUGGCCCCAAUUGGCCGGCUCGUAUACGCCAUUUUAUGACCUUAGCACCUCUAUCUUAUUCGCUUGUAGUUAUGCAUAAAGAUAAAAUAUAUGCUGUACGUGACACAUACGGGAAUCGUCCGUUAUGUAUCGGUAAGAUUGUACCCAUUGGCUUGGGUGCCGGUAAACCAGAUGUUGCCCCGGCGGAAGGUUACGUAGUGAGUAGCGAAAGCUGCGGUUUCUUAUCGAUCGGUGCGCGUUAUGUGCGAGAAUUGGAGCCGGGCGAAAUAGUUGAAUUCACACGUAACGGGUUCCGUACUGUGGAUAUUGUAGAACGACCCGACUAUAAACGUAUGGCUUUUUGCAUUUUCGAAUAUGUAUAUUUUGCUCGAGCCGAUUCAAUUUUUGAGGGACAAAUGGUUUAUUCAGCGCGUUUGCAAUGUGGUCGCCAGUUGGCGCGCGAAUCGCCACUUGAUGCUGAUAUUGUUAGUUCAGUACCGGAAUCGGGUACAGCGGCUGCUCACGGGUUUGCCCGAGAAUCCAAUCUACCAUUUGCUGAAGUUUUAUGUAAGAAUCGAUAUGUGGGCCGUACUUUCAUUCAACCCUCUACACGUUUACGUCAAUUGGGUGUGGCCAAGAAAUUUGGUGCGUUGGCUGAGAAUGUCGAAGGCAAACGAAUCGUGUUAAUCGAUGACUCUAUAGUACGUGGCAAUACCAUUGGCCCAAUCAUUAAACUUUUACGUGACGCCGGUGCAAAGGAAGUGCAUAUACGCAUAGCCAGUCCACCUUUGCUUUACCCAUGCUAUAUGGGAAUUAAUAUACCGACCAGAGAAGAACUCAUAGGCAAUAAAUUAAAUCCCGAACAAUUAGCGAAACAUGUCGGAGCGGACAGCUUAGCGUAUCUAAGCGUGGAAGGCUUAGUUAAGGCUGUGCAGGUCAAUAAAGCACAAUGCAAUCCAUCAAAAUCUGGUUAUUGCACGGCAUGCCUGACAGGCGAUUAUCCGGGUGGCUUACCCGAAGACUUAAGUUGGUAGCACUUUUCUUUCUAAGUUAAAUAUUUGUUAUUUUUUAUUUUACGUCCUAAUCUAAUGUGUACAGUGUGCGCAUAUAUCUAAUUUCCCGCACCAAAGUCAAAAGUCAA